Molecule: messenger RNA, 1653 nt
Organism: Carcharodon carcharias (great white shark)
Lineage: Eukaryota; Metazoa; Chordata; Chondrichthyes; Lamniformes; Lamnidae
Gene: phb1
Product: prohibitin
Exons: 6
Coding region: 169-990 (273 amino acids)
Biological process (GO): mitochondrion organization
Cellular component (GO): mitochondrion; membrane
Source: RefSeq, a predicted model, not a curated record
UUACUGGUGCGUGCGAGCAUGCGCAGUAGCGGUCUGGAGGUGACCGUGCGGCCUGACUGAAGGUGGAGGGUGAGCGUUUGUCUGUCGGUGUGUCCCUGAGCGCCCGGUGACCGCUGCCGCCUGUCCUCGCCCCUCAGCCCCAUCGUUUGAGUCUCUGCGGAGUUGGAAAUGGCCGCGAAGGUCUUGGAAACCGUCGGCAAGGUUGGCCUCGGGCUGGCCAUCGUUGGAGGAGUCGUCAACUCGGCGCUUUUUAACGUUGAUGCUGGACACAGAGCAGUGAUUUUUGAUCGAUUUCGUGGUGUUCAAAAUACAGUUAGUGGAGAAGGCACGCACUUUCUUAUUCCAUGGGUACAGAGACCAAUUAUUUUUGACUGCCGAUCGCGGCCACGGAACGUUCCAGUUAUCACAGGUAGUAAAGAUUUACAGAAUGUAAACAUUACACUGCGUAUCCUCUUCAGGCCAGUGUCAGACCAGCUACCUAGGAUUUAUACCACUAUUGGUGAAGAUUAUGACGAGAGAGUACUGCCAUCCAUCACCACAGAAAUCCUGAAGUCAGUCGUUGCCCGAUUUGAUGCUGGUGAACUGAUCACGCAGAGAGAGCUGGUGUCCAGACAGGUCAGCGAGGAUCUGACUGAGAGAGCUUCCACUUUCGGACUCAUCCUGGAUGACGUGUCACUGACGCAUUUGACCUUUGGCAAAGAGUUCACGGAAGCUGUAGAGCUCAAGCAGGUUGCACAACAGGAAGCUGAGCGGGCCAGAUUUAUUGUAGAAAAGGCCGAGCAACAGAAAAAAGCAGCAGUCAUUACUGCCGAAGGAGACUCCAAAGCCGCAGAGCUGAUUGCUAACUCUUUAUCAAAGGUUGGGGAUGGCCUGAUUGAACUGAGAAAACUAGAAGCAGCAGAAGACAUUGCUUUCCAACUCUCAAGAUCCCGCAAUGUAACCUAUUUGCCAUCUGGUCAGUCGACACUACUCCAGCUGCCCCCACAUUAACAAAGAACUUUGUCACGAUGUGUCAUCUGUCCAGAUUGGCUAAAUCGUUUUUUAUAUACACAUGUCCAUUCUCUCAUUACAACCUUUGACACUGAAAAUCGCAUUGGCCGAUAAGGAUUAGAAAGAAUGAUGUUUAAAAAAAGUCAAUAAUCGGUUCUACAUUUGAUUUUCUUUGCAUUGUCUUUUCUGUGUGCUGGGGUUGGCUUUUCAAGCCAUUUGUGAUUGAUGUAGUUUAUACUGUCUCUGCAGUAAUCAUCCUUGAUAUAAAAAAAAUCUGAAAAUAAAUGGCUUACAAACAACCAAUGAUGAUGAUAAUUCAUAUUUUUUUUUAAUUACCGAAAACUUCUGCAUUCCAACAAAAUGUGGAACAGAUUGCUGAAUUUGAGUAAUAUAGUUUACAGUAUGCAGUAAAAAAAUAUGCAUUUUGUGAUUAAAGCAUAGUGUAGUGCUAGAGAUCUGGGAUUAAAAUCAGUGCAAGUGCAACAGUAUUGUAAUGACUGCUCCUUCAAUAUAAAAUUGCAGAAUGCUUCAGAACCUUAUUAUGUUUCUGUAUCUAUUCUGUAUUUUUCAUAGCCAGUGUAAAGGUGUAUUUAAUGACUUGUAAUGGAUGCACAAGAAAGUAGAUUUCUUUUUAACUCAAAAUAAAUGCACUGAUGCCAUUGA